This is a messenger RNA of Hypoxylon trugodes, 625 nucleotides long. RefSeq lists its product as uncharacterized. The transcript has a single exon. The record is from RefSeq and is a predicted model, not a curated record. The coding region runs from base 228 to 527 and encodes 99 amino acids. Lineage: Eukaryota; Fungi; Ascomycota; Sordariomycetes; Xylariales; Hypoxylaceae.
GGCUGAAGUACCUUCCCGAGCCGCUAUAGAUCGACGUGGUACGAAGGUCACGCUCACCUACCUAACAUACAUGGCCUUUUUCUCAUAGGCCCCGGCCCCGCAGCCCUGCUAUGUCUCGUCUCACACCUUUCCGCUUUUCUUCUUUUCUUUACUAAGAAUCUUCAACUUCUUCUCAUCAAAUCGAGACACCUGAUGAGAGAUUUCCCACUGUGAAACAAAGACAAAAAAUGGCUCGUUCAGAAUCGCGGCGCUCGUAUUUUCGACGCUCUUUCACCGGUAUCCUACAGACAAUAUUUGCGCUCGUCCUAUUCGCCAUCUUCGUCAUCGCGUGGUUGGUACAAGCUGGUUCAAUCAAACUUCCCCAGUGGGCGAAAGCUUUGGACGGUGUUACGCCUGAAGUUCAGGCAACCUAUACUGCUGCUCUAAUCCCAGCGGUUUUGAUUGUCGCAUUGCUCUUCUUCUCCGCUGGGUUGUUCAUGAUGAUGAAAGAACGGAGUGAAAACAGGAGCAGGGUUAGCACUGUUUAGAAAUCGCCUUAUGGAUGUUUGCGUCGCACAGAAGAGUGGGCGGCGGCCAAGAGUUGAUAACGAGGAUACGCCUUGGGGGAGUAGCGUCGGCACUUUGC